This is a messenger RNA of Helianthus annuus (common sunflower), 966 nucleotides long. RefSeq lists its product as uncharacterized. Gene Ontology annotation, molecular function: catalytic activity. Lineage: Eukaryota; Viridiplantae; Streptophyta; Magnoliopsida; Asterales; Asteraceae. Bases 1 to 966 code for a protein of 321 amino acids. The record is from RefSeq and is a predicted model, not a curated record. The transcript has a single exon.
AUGGAGACUCAUGUUGACGCUUCUAAGGUGUCGGAUGUGUGUAGAAAGGUGUGUAACUCUUGGAGUUGGCCCUCUAACGCGGUGUGUUGCUCUAAGGGAACGCGUAUAAUGGUGGGAUGGGAUGCUAACUUAGUGGAUGUUAUGAUGUUAUCUCAGUCUGAUCAAGUGAUGCAUACCCAGGUUGUUUUUAAACUUGACCAAAAAACGCUGUUUUGUUCUUUUGUGUUUGCUGAUAAUCAUUACAAGAAUAGACGUUUAUUAUGGAGCAAUUUGUGCAUUCACCACUCGUUUAUGAAGGAUAAUCCGUGGGUUGUUAUGGGCGACUUUAACUCUUCCUUAUUUCUUGAAGAUUCGCUAGCGAGUACAUCUUCAAGUAGUAUAGGGAUGAGAGAUUUUAAGGAGUGUGUUAACAAGAUAGAGGUGUUCGAUAUAAAUAGUUCAGGGCUGCAUUAUACGUGGACGAAUAAACAGAAGCAAGGGGCUGUCUUCAAGAAGAUCGAUAGAAUACUUGGUAAUAACUCUUUUAUUGACCAUUUCCCUACGGCUGCGGCUUCGUUUCAUCCGUACCGUAUCUCGGAUCACUCACCGUGUAUUCUGGGUUUGCCGAAUGUCACUAAGGAGAAGCCAAAACCAUUUAAAUUUGUAAACCUUCUGGUGAACAAGAAAGGGUUUUCGGAUGAAGUUAAACGUGUGUCGGACACUCAAGUUCAAGGGUUUAUGAUGUACCAAGUUGUUCAGAAACUUAAAGCUCUUAAAAGGCCGAUGAGGAAGCUCUUUAAACAACAAGGUAAUCUACAUGAGAAGGUUAAAGUUGCCCGGAAAAAUCUGGAUGAUUGUCAACGUGCAUUAGAUGCUGAUCCUACUAGGCUGGAGCUGAAAAAUCAACACGCUACGUUUGUCAGCAUGUACAUGGAAGCGGUUAAGGAUGAAGCUUUAUUUAUGCAACAGAAAUCGAAGGUGGAUUAG